Molecule: messenger RNA, 927 nt
Organism: Loa loa (African eye worm)
Lineage: Eukaryota; Metazoa; Nematoda; Chromadorea; Rhabditida; Onchocercidae
Exons: 3
Coding region: 1-927 (308 amino acids)
Source: RefSeq, a predicted model, not a curated record
AUGGAUUCUCCAACAACAUUGAAACAUCGACGUCGGUACAAAUUUAAUAAGAAGCUUGGGAAGUACGUAAGGAUUAAGAAACCACGAUUGGAGCAAAUCCACAAACAAAAUAUAAGCUUAACAACUCCGACCAUCGAUUCUACAUUUAACAUCUACGUUACGAAUCACGCAACAACUGUGACUAACAAUAUUAGCUCCUCAAUCAUAUCUGAUAUUUCAAAUACUUCAUUCACUGAAGAAACUAUAGAAAAAUCAUUCAUGUGGAAUAUUUUUGCCCCCUGCUCUUCUGAUACUUUUAUAGCAAAAUCAGCAACAUCAACAACAACAACAAUAACACCAACGACAGCACUAACAACAACAACACCAACAACAAAAGCAACAAUAGCAAAAUCAACAGCAACAGCAACAACAACAACAACAGUAACAACAAUACCAACGAUAACAAUAGCAACAACAGCAACAACAACAACAGCAACAACAAUACCAACGAUAACAAUAGCAACAACAACAACAACAACAACAACAACAGCACCACCACCAUUAACAAUGGCAACAACAACAACAUCGACAACAUCAACAAAAACAGCAACAACAACAACAACAGCAAUACCACUUAUUGUUACAGGAAGUUCAAUCUCAUUAAAAAGGACUUCACUUCUUGACAGAUUGCUUCAGCAAAAGCGACAACAUCAAUCGUUUGUUGUAUUACCAACUACAAGACCUCUAACUUUACCAUUACUGUCUUCACCCUCACAACCUCUGUUACAAAUCCCAUUAUCACCAUUAUCAAUAUUGGGAUCACUAGUACCAUCGACAUUUCCAUCAUCUUUAUUGUCAUCAACACCCAUACCAUUACCUUCAGUUCCUGUCAGAUUGCAAUUGCCGAAUAUGGGUAAGAAUGCUGAUUUAUCGAAAAAAAAAGUAUAA